GCCAAGAGCGGCCGCCGCCUCUGCCGGAGGAGCCGCGGGGCCGCCACACUCGCCCCCCGCCCCCCCCCCGCGCUCACUCGCACUCACACCCGGGCGCAGGAGGCGGGCGGCCCGGGCCCCACCGGCCCCCCAUGGACGCCCCCGGCACGGGGCGCUGAGACCCCGCGUCGCUGCCCAGCCCUGUCCAGCGCGCCACGCCGAGGGACUUCUGGACAAGACUCCAAAGCUACUCCCCCAGCCCGAGACCCCUCCUCAGACCCAGCUUGUCCUCAGCCCUACCACCUGCCACUCCCUGGCCCCUCUCACCGCCCGCCCCCCUUGGGGCGCAGGGCAUGGUGUGAAAGGCCAAGUGUUGAGGGGGGCACCAUGGGUGCUGUGCCCUAGGGCCUGGGUGGCAGGGGGUGGGCGGCCUGUGGGUGUGCCGGGGGGGCCAUCGUGCCCACCCCAGUCUCUUGGCGUGCUGGAGGGCAUCCUGGAUGGAAUUGAAGUGAAUGGAACAGAAGCCAAGCAAGGUGGAGUGUGGGUCAGACCCAGAGGAGAACAGUGCCAGGUCACCAGAUGGAAAGCGAAAAAGAAAGAACGGCCAAUGUUCCCUGAAAACCAGCAUGUCAGGGUAUAUCCCUAGUUACCUGGACAAAGACGAGCAGUGUGUCGUGUGUGGGGACAAGGCAACCGGUUAUCACUAUCGCUGCAUCACUUGUGAGGGCUGCAAGGGCUUCUUUCGCCGCACAAUCCAGAAGAACCUCCAUCCCACCUACUCCUGCAAAUAUGACAGCUGCUGUGUCAUUGACAAGAUCACCCGCAACCAGUGCCAGCUGUGUCGCUUCAAGAAGUGCAUCGCCGUGGGCAUGGCCAUGGACUUGGUUCUAGAUGACUCAAAGCGGGUGGCCAAGCGCAAGCUGAUCGAGCAGAACCGGGAGCGGCGACGAAAGGAAGAGAUGAUCCGAUCACUGCAGCAGCGACCGGAGCCCACUCCGGAAGAGUGGGACCUGAUCCAUGUUGCCACAGAGGCCCAUCGCAGCACGAAUGCCCAGGGCAGCCAUUGGAAGCAGAGACGGAAAUUCCUGCCGGAUGACAUCGGCCAGUCACCCAUAGUCUCCAUGCCGGAUGGAGACAAGGUGGACCUAGAGGCCUUCAGUGAGUUUACCAAGAUCAUCACCCCGGCCAUCACCCGUGUGGUGGACUUUGCCAAAAAACUGCCCAUGUUCUCCGAGCUGCCUUGCGAAGACCAGAUCAUCCUCCUGAAGGGGUGCUGCAUGGAGAUCAUGUCCCUGCGGGCGGCUGUCCGCUAUGACCCCGAAAGCGACACCCUGACGCUGAGUGGGGAGAUGGCCGUCAAGCGGGAGCAGCUCAAGAAUGGUGGCCUGGGCGUAGUCUCCGACGCCAUCUUUGAACUGGGCAAGUCACUCUCUGCCUUUAACCUGGAUGAUACGGAAGUGGCUCUGCUGCAGGCUGUGCUGCUAAUGUCAACAGACCGCUCGGGCCUGCUGUGUGUGGACAAGAUCGAGAAGAGUCAGGAGGCGUACCUGCUGGCGUUCGAGCACUACGUGAACCACCGCAAACACAACAUUCCGCACUUCUGGCCCAAGCUGCUGAUGAAGGUGACUGACCUCCGCAUGAUCGGGGCCUGCCACGCCAGCCGCUUCCUCCACAUGAAAGUCGAGUGCCCCACCGAACUGUUCCCCCCACUCUUCCUCGAGGUCUUUGAGGAUCAGGAAGUCUAAAGCCUCAGGCGGCCAGAGGGUGUGCGGAGCUGGUGGGGAGGAGCCUGGAGAGAAGGGGCAGAGCUGGGGGGCUGAGGGAGGCCCCCCACCCCUCUUCUCUCCUUCCUCUCAUCCUUGGAUAGAUUCAGCUCCCACACACACACCCCGCACUGCCCGUCCCUCCUCAGAACCUCCAGCCCUGGGACAGGGCAAACACAUGAACUUGCUAUGAAAAAGACAGUGUGGGAGGCUGGGGGACCGUGUCCUGCAGUUCCCAGGACCCCAUCCUCUAAGAAGGUAGGGGAAGGGAGGAGAUCUAAGAGGGGACAAGCCAUCUUGACUGUAGGGGAUGGAAGAAUGUGGGGUGGGGGAAGAUGCCCCCAACUCAGCCCCUACACACACACAAGAGAGAGCCCCUCCUGCACAGUUCCUUGACAGAGGUUCCCCCUCCAGGCUAAGGGCCUCUCUGCUUCCCCAGAAGCCUGGGUGCAAAGAAAGGCUUGGCUUGGCUCCUCCCCCUGGAGGUUAAAAAUUAGUCAUUCUAACUGCACUUUGGAAACCAGGCAAGGGGAGAAGAUAAAUGAAGAAAAACUAGACAGAGAGAAAAAGAAAAAAAGAGUGAGCGAUUGAUAGAGAUAGAGAGAGAGAGAUGAUAUUAAGUUAUUAACCGAGGCUGGCCCCCUACCACCCCUAAGCACUUUGAGAGCUGCCCCUCCUCCCGCAAAUCAGAGAGAACUGCCCCACAUACCAGGUCCCCAAGGGCAGGGCUGCCGAUCAGAGCUGUGAGUUAACACAACAGGGUCCUGGCCAUCCCUCCUUGCCUUGCCCCUCCCCCUGUGCCCCUUCGGCACCCCCCUGCCCAGUGCUCCCUCUGCUCUCUGCCACUCGUGCCCGCUGAGUUCCAUCUACCUCUCACGCUGGAUGCCAGCUGGCCCCUCACCAGCCUGCCCUGCUGCCCACACAGCUCCCCUUUCAAGUGCCCAGCCCCAGGGGCCUCUCCCUGCCCCCCCCCACUCCUUCCACACCUUGGCACCCACACAGGAAAAACUGUGGCUCAAGCUCCUGCCCUCCUCACACCUGCAGUAUUAGCUAUAAUCCAGAUGCUGCUGCACUGGGGGGGAGUUAGGGGGGUGUGUGUGAGUUUCUCCCAGAGCCUCUACCCCCUUAGGACCGUGUCCCCAUCUGUCUUCUGGGCUCUCUCUAACCUCUGCCCUCUUCCUUCCCCACUCCCACUCAAUGCACUAACCCAGACUCUGGGCAGGCAGGCACCAGAAUGGGGGUGCCUAGAUAAAUGGCACUUAGUUGGGGCCCCAGGGGAGGGGGCGGUUGGUGCUCCUCCUUUUUUCUUUGAAGCUCUUUAGGCCAGCCACCCCUCUGCCCCUGGGACCCCCUCCCCUCUUCUUUUCUCUAAUUCAGGGACUUUGGCUUGAGCCACCUCCCACCCUCCUGGUGAGGAGUGCUCUGUUGGUCUGCACUUGGGUGAGCUGCCCUCCUCCUCUUCCUUUUGGCUAUCGCCCACUGCCCACUCCACAGGGGAGAGAGGGAGGGAGGAGGUAGCCCUCCCAUGGGUGGGGGGGAGGGUGGGGAGGGACAGAACAGACCAGAGGGCCCUGGGCUCAGGGCUGCAUGUCGGCAGGGAUGGAUGGGUGGACAUAGAUGCCCCCGGAAGCCAUGGGGAAUGGGGCAGGGGCAGGGGGAGGGGUGCCAGGGCUUCCUGCGCUUUGCACUAUUGGGGCAAAAAUGUCUUAAGCAGUGGGGAACCUGCCACCCCACCCUGACCCUCAGCCUGCCACAGCCCCCUACAUACACACACACACACACACACACACACACACACACACACGGGAAGGCAAUGCUAUGCUGCCCAUCAGGGCAUGUCCUUCCCCCACUGUCCAGGUGUUCUGACAGGGGUGGAGGGCCUGGAAGAGCAUCUGCUGUCACCUGUGCAUGUGCCUGCCCUGCCCCCCUUGGGCUCGUGGGCUGCCCCUGCUGUCUUUGUCUGUCUCUAUCCUCUCUCUCUCCUGGGGUACUGAUUCCUAUAUUACCCCAGUCCCAUGGGUAAGCCCUCUUGUACCCUCCUCUGGGGGUAUACCACCCCUGGGGGCCCAGUGGAAUUCCUGACCUGUCUGCUGUCUCCUCCC
Molecule: messenger RNA, 3844 nt
Organism: Prionailurus viverrinus (fishing cat)
Lineage: Eukaryota; Metazoa; Chordata; Mammalia; Carnivora; Felidae
Gene: THRA
Product: thyroid hormone receptor alpha
Exons: 9
Coding region: 492-1724 (410 amino acids)
Biological process (GO): cell differentiation; negative regulation of transcription by RNA polymerase II; retinoic acid receptor signaling pathway
Molecular function (GO): RNA polymerase II cis-regulatory region sequence-specific DNA binding; zinc ion binding; nuclear receptor activity
Source: RefSeq, a predicted model, not a curated record